Molecule: messenger RNA, 894 nt
Organism: Aspergillus lentulus
Lineage: Eukaryota; Fungi; Ascomycota; Eurotiomycetes; Eurotiales; Aspergillaceae
Source: RefSeq, a predicted model, not a curated record
AUGGAGCCAUCGAAUAUCACAUCCGGACUGCCAGAAGACUACGUCACCCAUCCCUUUACCAGCCUCAGUAAAUUGAGUAUCGAGGCAGAGAGGGUACUUGAGAGACUGAACCAGAAUGAUGACGCAGGAAAUCAGUAUAUCCUUGUGCUCAAUCUGCCUCGAGCCAUUCGCAGUCAACUAGUUGAAAAUAAGAAUGUUUUGCACGGCAUCAACUUUCGUUUGAUGUUUGAACGAACCACUGCGCUUAUCAAAGUUGUCCCGUCCGAGCCUCAUGAAACAGCGACAUCACGUCUCCGCGACCAUAUAACCGCCUCCGCCGUUUUGGCUGGGACGUCGAUGGAUGACAUCUUAUGGAGUGGGAAGACGACUCACAGGCCAAGCGUGGCUGCAGACAAGGGAAAGCAAGCGCACGAUUGUUUCAUACCACCAACCCGACAGCCCAGAGGAAAUCAGCCGCAAGGUUGGCCUUCGCUGGUGAUUGAGACCGGCGUCUCUGAAUCCCUGACCAGGCUCCGCCACGACGCACGAUGGUUGUUCGAGAACUGUGAAGGGGCCGUUCGCACCGUGAUUCUGCUCAGCAUUAAACGGAUACAGAAGACCAUUCUGUUGGAUAAGUGGCAGUUGAGCCCUCCCGGUCAGUCCGUCACUCCACAGCAGGCUCUUCGCAUCCAGCAGAUGGCCAUACCGCCAAUGCCUCCACUCGGACUCCAGCAGGCAGCCAACCAGUACCCGUUCAUAGCGCAGACAGCUACCAUUACAACAGCCAACGCGACCGGAAGUCUCCCCAUUCAUCUUCAUUACCAGGCGCUAUUUGAUCGAGCUCCAGGCCCAGGUCAACCCGACAUUCGUCUCGAUGCAGCCGCACUGAUGAGGCUUGCCGUGAGUUUGCCAUAA